CCCCGUAGAACCGUUGCUCUGGAUACCGGUAUUCCGGAUUUGACAGUUGACAGCAAACUAGGUGGGUAGACAACCGGUUUAAACGUGGCGUUAUUUUCAAUGUAGAUCAGAAAAAUAAAUAAUAAUAAAUAUACAACGCAAUGGCUGUAUCCAGCGGCAUCUCUUUACUACUUGCAAGUAUAAGUGCCCUAUUCCUGUUUUCGGGGGUUCAGAUGUAUUUACCCUGGUUCGUUGGGACCCAUUUACGUACCAUAUUCGGAGGAUACUUAGGAUCGUUAUUGUUUAUAUUUAUAUUAACUGCUGUUGGAAAUCUCGAAUCGUUUUUGUUUGGCAAAUCCUUUCAAAUGAAAGUGUUUCCGGAAGUUACGUUUUGUCUGCUAGUAGCAGUGUUUGCUUCCGCUCUGGUGCAUAGGGUGUGUGCUACAACGUGUUUUCUGUUUUCAAUCAUUCAAUUGUAUUACAUAAAUAAAUAUUCUCAAAAGGUGCAUGCAGUACCGGUUCCCGUGCAAAAUGUUCCUGCGGGGCGAAAGAAGAAGUAGAUUAUACCACGCAAUGCUUUAUUGUAGAAAUUUUAAUACUUUUUUGCUAAAUAAAGUUUGUACUAUUGUUUUUUUUAAA
Messenger RNA from Photinus pyralis (common eastern firefly), 618 nucleotides. Its product is annotated as protein KRTCAP2 homolog. The transcript has 4 exons. Lineage: Eukaryota; Metazoa; Arthropoda; Insecta; Coleoptera; Lampyridae. The coding region runs from base 141 to 539 and encodes 132 amino acids. The record is from RefSeq and is a predicted model, not a curated record.